Molecule: messenger RNA, 2714 nt
Organism: Coregonus clupeaformis (lake whitefish)
Lineage: Eukaryota; Metazoa; Chordata; Actinopteri; Salmoniformes; Salmonidae
Product: myotubularin-related protein 6
Biological process (GO): dephosphorylation
Cellular component (GO): nuclear envelope
Molecular function (GO): phosphatidylinositol-3,5-bisphosphate phosphatase activity
Source: RefSeq, a predicted model, not a curated record
UACGCCCAUUGACGUCGCCCAAGCGGGAAGCGAUGUAGUGUAGUGGAUUACAGUUUCCACUAGUUACCACAGCCACAAAGUCAAAAUGGGCUAUAUCGUAGAAAUUCUUGAAAACUAAAAUUAGAUUUUUGGUCUUAAUUUAAGGUUAGUCAUCAAGUUAGUAGUGUGGUUAAGGUUAGGUUUAAAAUCACAUUAAGAAGAUACUUUUUAGAAAUGGGUGGGGUUUAUGACUUUGUGGCUGUGCUGACGACAGUGAACGACUGAUAGCUAGCGAGCAUCUACUGAAAAAAAUACACAAUCGUGAACGCUCAACUAAUGUCGGUACCAAAGUAAAACAAGCGAUCAAAUAACGUCAGCUUGCUUCACCUUGAUAAUCGAUGUGCGAGCCACAUCACCUGCCAACCGGUUGAAUCGUUGCAUGCACUGACAGCUGUCAGCGAAAUGGAACAUAUCCGAACGCCAAAGGUGGAGCAGGUGCGUCUGUUGGACCGCUUCAGUAACAAGUCCACCAGCGGGACGCUGCACCUGACCGCCACACAUCUCAUCUUUGUGGAGAGCAAUGCCGCUGCCACCAACACUGCACAGGAGAUCUGGAUCCUACACCACCACAUAGCGUCAGUGGAGAAGCUGUCGUUGACCACCAGCGGUUGUCCUCUGGUCAUCCAGUGUCGUAACUUCAGAGUGGUCCACUUUGUAGUCCAGAGAGAGAGAGACUGUCACGACGUCUACAGCUCACUGCUCAGAUUGCUACGACCAGUAUCCUAUGAGGAGCUCUAUGCGUUCUCCUACAACCCCAAGCAGAACGAGCAGCAGCGAGAGGAGGGCUGGCAGCUCAUCGAUCUGGGGGCGGAGUUUGAGAGGAUGGGCGUACCCUGCGACCGAUGGCAGCUCACUGACGUCAACAGGGACUACAAGAUAUGUGAGACGUAUCCCAGGGACCUGUAUGUGCCCAUUACAGCCAGUAAGCCCAUCAUCGUUGGCAGCUCCAAGUUCAGGAGCAAAGGACGCUUUCCUGUCCUCACAUACUUCUACCAGGAGAAGAAGGCAGCAGUAUGUCGGUGCAGCCAGCCUCUCUCUGGGUUCAGUGCACGAUGCCUGGAGGACGAGAGCAUGUUGCAGGCCAUCAGCAAAGCCAAUCACAACAGCCGAUUUGUCUAUGUCAUGGAUACCAGGCCCAAGUUGAAUGCCAUGGCUAACAGAGCAGCAGGUAAAGGCUAUGAGAAUGAAGAUAACUACUCCAACAUCCGCUUCCAGUUUGUGGGCAUUGAGAACAUCCACGUGAUGAGGACCAGCCUACAGAAACUACUGGAAGUGGUGGGAAGUCGUUUUCUGUCAGUGAAUGACUACCUGCUGGGCUUGGAGAGCUGUGGUUGGCUACGGCACGUCAAAGCUGUGGUAGAUGCAGCCAUCUUCCUCACCAAGGCAGUGACAGUAGAAGGAGCCAGUGUGCUGGUCCACUGUUCAGACGGCUGGGAUCGGACAGCCCAAGUCUGCUCUCUGGGAGCCCUGCUCAUGGACCCCUACUACCGCACCAUCAAAGGCUUCAUGGUCCUCAUAGAGAAAGACUGGAUCUCAUUUGGACACAAGUUUGCAGACAGGUGUGACCAGUUGGAUGGAGACCCCAAGGAGGUGUCCCCCGUCUUCACACAGUUCCUGGAGUGUGUGUGGCAGCUCACCGAGCAGUUUCCCCAGGCAUUUGAGUUCAGUGAGUGGCUGCUGCUGCAGAUCCAUGAACAUGUUCACUCCUGUCAGUACGGAAACUUCCUGGCUAACAACCAGAGACUGAGAGAAGAGCUGCAACUUAGAGACAGAACUCACUCUCUGUGGGCGUUUCUGUUGAGUGAGCAGCAGAACUACCUAAACCCCGCCUACUGCCCCGCUUAUGCAGAGACACACCCCGUCCUCGAACCCUCCACCCUGCCCUGCCACUUCAAGUUUUGGAGGAAUAUGUACCACCAGUUUGAUCGGUCCAUGCACCCCCGUCAGUCUGUCCUGAAGAAUGUUCUCACCUUGAAGGAGAGCAACUGCCAACUGGAAGACACAAUAAAAGAACUGGAGGCUAGGCUACAGAAGCAUGGCAUCAGCCCCCCCACCCCGGACCCCCAGGCCCCCCCUAGAGACCAACGCACCCUCCCCACACGCCCCCACUCCCUCAUCCUGGGAGCCCCCCUCAGCCGGAAGGAGGUGCAGCGACCGCAGCAGGAGGAGGUGGGAGAGGAGGUGACCGAGUGCUGCAGUGACACAGAGCGGACAGUAGAGGGCAGCAGCGGUACAGAGCGCAAGGAGAGCUACGGCGACCUGCAGGGGACAUACGGGGCCAAGGCCGAGCCAGCUGUGGUCAGCCUGGAGUUUGGAGUGGCCCGCAUGACCUGCUGAGGCAUUGUGGGAUACUGGAGGAGGAGGGGUGAUUGGACUGGAAUGGAGGGAGGAGGGAUGGAAAGAGGGUGAGAGAUGGGGUCACUAAAGGAUGAGUGAGUGUGUGAGUGUGUGUGUGUGUGUGCCUGCGUGCGUGCGUUUGUGUGUGUUGGUGUGAAUGUGUGUAGGUGUGAAAGCGUGUGUGUGUUGUGUUUAGCCUAUUCCUAUGUAGGCAGAUGAAGGGGUACUGUAUGUCUGUAUUGUAAAUCUUUGUGGAAAGCGGCAUUUACUGCACUUAAAGUCUUGUUUUUAUGAAUGUUGAAAAGCACUAAAGAGAAUAAAUGACUAUGAAUCAUGAA